This is a messenger RNA of Halteromyces radiatus, 2019 nucleotides long. RefSeq lists its product as uncharacterized. The transcript is spliced from 10 exons. Gene Ontology annotation, biological process: lipid metabolic process. NCBI's taxonomy places the organism in Eukaryota, Fungi, Mucoromycota, Mucoromycetes, Mucorales, Cunninghamellaceae. The coding region runs from base 1 to 2019 and encodes 672 amino acids. The record is from RefSeq and is a predicted model, not a curated record.
AUGGGAUCACAACAAUACUAUUCAUCAAGAUCAAAAGAUCCCAAUGGUAACUGGAAUGAAGGAUUUUUGUUCACUACCUCAUAUCAUAAUCAACUAUUUGAUACUAUUGAACUGGAUUUAUAUGAUCGACGUAAAGGAUGGCGUUCCAAAACAAAACAUAUUGGCAAAGCAAAACUCAAGAUAUCCAAACUCAAAAAUCGACAUGAUGUGUACCUCACGUUUUUACCGAUGUAUGAAUACCACACCCGACGUUAUUUACCGGCUCAUAUCCCACUACCACACAAUUUUUUGAAGUCUCAUAUGCCAAGUCUACCAAGUUUACCCAAUAUGCCAAACUUACCGAACAUACCCAAUUUACCCAAUUUACCUAAAUUUAAUCAGUCCAAUCGUGUAUCACAAUGGGAACAUGAUCAUUACCUGCAUUAUCAACAACAUCCAAGUCAUCGCAAGAACUCAAUGACUCCUUUUAUUGGUUCUAUUCAAAUUCGUGUUCGUUAUGUUUUCCAACGUCCUCCUGAUACCAUUCUCAACAACGAUGGGCAUAGUCAUAGUUUACGACAAGUUGAAUCAUCUCUCAAUACUUCCAUGACAUCAGAUUCACACCCUAUUCAACCUCCAUCCAACAAUAUCAAUGAUUCUUUCUGUUUUUCGCGAUGUGAUGCGGAUAGCCGAAACUUACUCUUAGCACGUGUGACUAGGAAGGAUCAGACGACGACAACAACGACAAAUGACGAUAGGAACGGAAAAACAAACAAAAAGGCAACCACGAUUCAUGAUGACAGGGAUAGUGCUUUUUCUGAUAAUUCCAGUAUUAGAAGCCACAACUUUGGUGACAAAAACUUUGCAUUUAGGUGGAUCAACGAAUCUUUUGAAGAAGUGGCACUUUCUCAUCCCAGUUUGGAUCGCAUGAUUGGUCUGGUAGUGAGUCCUCAAACAAGAACUUUGGUGCGCGCUGUGGUGAAAAUGAUGAAUGCUUUUGGCCAAGGAUUCAAAGUGACCAGUAUGCAGCUUUUCUCUUCUCUUUCCAUGUUACAAAAGUUUUAUACAGAUGUACCAAGGUCACCUCCAGCGGGAAAAGUGACGGAUCUUCGAUUUUUGGAUGAAGCACAUUAUUUCUUGGGUCAUGCUAUUAUUGCCUAUGGUUGGAGAGGUAUCUCAUAUCUUGGUGAUUACGCAAAAUACUUGAAAGAUGUGAUGAAAACAAGAUCAAACAAAGAAGCUAUCGUCCGUUUCCUCAAAAUACCUCAAGAAGAUUUACUGGGUUAUGAAUAUGGUCUUCGAAAAGGGGCGGUCUUCCAACCAAGUUAUUUUGUGUCUGUGGAUCGUGGACAUGAAGCGGUUGUGCUUGGCAUUCGUGGUACCUGGAGUUUAUAUGAUGUGAUCACAGAUUUGGUAUGCGAUUAUAAGCCUUGGAAAGGUGGAUUAGUACAUAGCGGUAUGUUAGCUUCAGCUCAAUGGUUCUUCAGUCGAAUUAUACCUCAAAUAUUCCACUAUAUUCACGAACGAAGCAAACAAAAAACAGCACCUUACAUCAAAUCAUUCAUUAUCACUGGACAUUCACUUGGAGCCGGGACAGCCGCCAUAUUGACAAUGAUGAUAGCUGAUCAUAUAGAUGAAUUACGACAGUUAUCCAAUAACCCAGAUUUUAAAGUACACUGUUAUAGUUAUGCACCAGUGGCAAGUGUAUCAUUGGAUCUCUCUGAAAAAUAUAAGCAUCAUAUUGACAGCUUUGUAUGUCAUGAUGACCUGGUGGCUCGACUCUCUUAUGGAACAGCAUCUUGCACGAAGGAAUUGGUUAUGGACGCUCUCAUAGCAGCGGAUGGACUAGGUGGUAUCAGCAAAAGGAAAUCUUCCAAACAAAUGAACCAAGAUAUCCCUUAUUAUAUGUUCCUGGCCGAGUAUACCAAUUUAGGCGACGAUCCAUUCCAACAACACAUGAUAACAGCAAAAGUACACCAUCCGAACGACCAAACACUAAAAAGAAGGGCAAUGUUAUUCAACGACGACAUUCUACCAUGA